Neltuma alba is the source of this 699-nucleotide messenger RNA. Its product is annotated as UPF0481 protein At3g47200-like. The record is from RefSeq and is a predicted model, not a curated record. The transcript has 2 exons. NCBI's taxonomy places the organism in Eukaryota, Viridiplantae, Streptophyta, Magnoliopsida, Fabales, Fabaceae. Bases 1 to 699 code for a protein of 232 amino acids.
AUGGCAGAAGCAAUUCAUACUGAGAUUAACUGGGAGAUGCCUAAUGACAUGAAUCAACAAGACUUGGCCUCUGAGACUGCUCAACAAAUGGUGGCGCCUAUAGAUUUAUCCUCCAAUAACUUGCAGCAGCAACAACAGAUGGAAGAUGGGGAGAUCAACAUAGACAUAAAAGCAUUGACAGAAAUUAGCGAAGAUGGUCUCUUGUCCCCUUUGUGUUGUAUCUACAAGGUGUCCCCAAAGAUCCGUCUUCUGAAAGAAGAAGAUUACACUCCUGUGAUUGUUUCCAUUGGUCCUUUCCAUCAUGGUGAUGUAAGACUGCAGGAUAUGGAAAGGCACAAAGAAAUAAUGUUUAAAAGGUUUGCACAAAACGCUAUGAUAGAUUUAGACAGUUCGGUUGACUUAGCAAAACAGUCUGAGCCAAUGGUCCGUGCUUCUUAUCUUGAGAGCAUCAACUAUAACAAGAAGGACUUUGUGAAAUUGAUAUUAGUGGAUUCUGCUUUCAUCAUUCAACUCUUUAUUAUGAAAUACAGAGGUCACAUGAAACACGAUUCUAAACUAUCACAAUCAUGGUUGGAGGAUGAUGUAGUUAAUGAUUUGCUUUUACUUGAGAAUCAACUUCCAUUCUUUUUCCUUGAAGAGCUAUACAAUAUAGCAUUUCGCUGUAACUGUAGAGGCGAUCACCCUACAUUUCUUGAGUAA